Molecule: messenger RNA, 2011 nt
Organism: Prorocentrum cordatum
Lineage: Eukaryota; Dinophyceae; Prorocentrales; Prorocentraceae
Source: the annotation of a GenBank genome assembly
GACGACGACGACGACGACGACGACGACGACGACGGCGGCGGCGGCGGCGACGUCGACGACGACGACGUCGGCGACGACGACGACGGCGACAUUGACCACGACGGCGACGUCGACGUCGACGACGACCGUUCGGCUUGCCGAGGCCGGGAGCCACGCCGCGGCGGCAGACCCCACGGUGUGGGGGCCUCAGGCGUGGAACCUGCUCCACUGCAUCGCGGGGAACCUGCCCGCCCGCCUGCCGCCCCAGACGCAGCGCAGCUUCGAGGCGCUGGUGGAGUCGCUGCCCGAGCUGCUGCCGUGCAGGCCGUGCGGCAGCAACCUGCGGAGGCACCUGGCGCAGGACCCCCUGGCGUCUCACCUGGGCUCCCGCGAGGACGUGGUCCGCUGGAUGGUCGACCUGCACAACCGCGUGAACAAGGAGACGGGCAAGCCGGUGCUCUCCUACGAGGACGCUGCGAAGGUCACCAGGCAGGCCUGCGGCGCCCCCGCCGCCGGGCCCGGGCCUCCCGCGACGCCUCCCGCGGCGCCCCCGGCGCCGCAGCCCGCGGCGCCUCCCGCGGCCGCGCCGCAGCUGCAGGUGGCCCAGCGUGAUGACAUUACAGCCAUGUCCGGGCGGAUUGGAUUGGCGGACCGCUUGAAGGAUGCUGUCGCCCCAAAGACGCCUGUGCAGGUGGAGCACGUGGUCAUCGCCGGCGAGGAGCACGAGUCCAGUCUUGCAGUCAGCGGAUGGGUACGGGAUGUUGCGGCGGAGCUCGACGCCACCUUUUACGACGCCGGCCGCGAGGUAGGCGGGGACCGCGAGCAGUGGAAGCAGUCGUCUGCGCCCCGCAGCGAGCACCUGUGCGCCAAGCUGGGGCCCGUCGUCGUUCGAGACAGGCCCGAUGCGCAGGGGAAGCCCAACGCCAUCGCGGCGUGGGCGCACAGCUCCCGUGCCUUGGCUUCCGGAGUGUGGCGCACGGAGCUGGAGCCCAAUGUCUACGAGGGUCGCACCGAGGAGGAGAGCAGCCAAAAGCGCCUCGCUCGCCCGAGGGAGCAGAGGCAGGCGCCCUGCCGCCGGCCGCCCGCCCGCGGCGGUGACCUCGCGAGGCAUCGGCUGCGCUGCUGGGGGGAGAGGGACCUCACGAUGGACUACUCCACCCUCGAGGUCGAGAAGAGCUUCCCGUCGAGGGCGCGCUCGGUCGACAGCCGGGACCGGGGCCGGGCCGCGCGCCACGCGGCCUGCCUGUGCUCGGAGUGGCCGCCGGUCGACGCGGAGCCGCUCGUGGAGAAGCGGCCCGAGGUCGUGCUGAAGGACGGCAGCCGGUACACAGGCCACUGGCGCGGGCAGGAGCGCCACGGGCAGGGCGUCCUCGUCAGUGCGGAGGGCUGGAGGUACGAGGGGUCCUUCGAGGAGAAUCAGGCCCACGGCGCCGGGUUCCUGCUCGCGGCGGACGGCACGAGCUACCGCGGGCAGUGGCGGCGCGGGGAGCGGCACGGCCACGGCGAGCGCACGCUGCCGGACGGGAGCGUGUACGAGGGGCAGUGGCGCGACCACGAGAUGGGCGGGGAGGGUGUCCAGAGGUACGGCGCCUUCAAGCCGCUCCCCUCCGCGGAGGACCACGCCAGCCCCGCCGGGCUGUACGAGGGCCAGUUCCGGGCUGGCAAGAGGGACGGCGGGGGCACGUACAGCUACGCGGACGGGCGCCGGUACGUGGGACAGUUCCUGCAGGGCCUCUACCACGGCUCCGGGGCGCUGUCCUUCGCGGACGGCACCGAGUACCGGGGCGGCUUCCUGCGCGGCAAGAAGCACGGCAUGGGCUCCUUCAUGUGGCCCGACGGGCGCAAGUACGUGGGCAUGUGGCAGCAGGGCCGCACGGACGGGAAGGGCGUCAUGGUGGAGCUGGACGGCGUCGAGAGGCAGGCCGACCACGACAGCGUCCAGUCGGCGCUGUUCCUCGUGGACCCUGACCCCGGCAUGGCUUUGAGCGAGCAGCCCCGUGCCGCCCAGCCGUCGUCAUUCACGUCCUUGUGA